Elaeis guineensis (African oil palm) is the source of this 1656-nucleotide messenger RNA. The record is from RefSeq and is a predicted model, not a curated record. Lineage: Eukaryota; Viridiplantae; Streptophyta; Magnoliopsida; Arecales; Arecaceae.
GACCCCCCUCUCCUCUCCAUCAAAACAUCGGCGAGUUUUUGCCGCGUUCCCGGCGAUCCUUCCCCGAUUCAUGGUCGAUGAUGGCCUCGGCCCUCGUGAACAACGUCGGAGUCUCGCCGGAGGGCUUCCUCGACUGCCCCUCGGCGGCCUACUCCUCCUACGGCUGGCUCAGCCCUCGGAUCUCCUUCAGCCGCGACCUCGCCGACGGCGACCAGCCCUCGCCCGCCCCCGCGGCCUCCCUGGCGGCGCCUCCUGGUACCCCGCCGGAGAACACUGAUCCCAAGGCCCCCGCCAAGGACCUGGUAGACUUCGAGUUCCGACUUCACGAUCCCGUCGCCAUGCUCCCGGCCGACGAGCUCUUCUCCGACGGCAAGUUGGUCCCGCUUCAGCUGAAGUCCUCCGUGGCCGAGAUCCGGUCGCCGGAGCUGCUGAAGUCGCGGCGGAGGGCGGAGAUCGCCGCAGGAUCGGACCCCUACGUCUUCUCCCCCAAGGCGCCGCGGUGUUCCAGCCGGUGGAGGGAGCUGCUGGGCCUCAAGAAGGCGCAGAACCCGAAACCCGACGCCCAGAAGCACGCCGCCGCCGCCGUCUCCAAGAACCCGAACGCGAAAUCUCUGAAGCAUUUCCUCCACCGGAACACUAGAUCGCCACCGGCUGACUCGAUCCUGAACCUCCCGCUGCUCCGCGACUCGGACUCCGAGUCGGUGUCCAUCUCCUCCCGGCUCUCCCUCUCCUCCUCCUCCUCCUCCGGCCCCGAGCACGAGGAUCUUCCCCGGCUCUCCCUCGACUCGGAGAAGCCUGCGGCCCAGAUCCCGAUCUCGCUCAGCCGGAACACGCCGCGGGUCCGGGUGGCCCGGCCUACAUCCUCCGCCGCCACGCCGGUAGGCGAAACCCACCCGCCGGCAAGGGUAGUCCGGAGCACGGUCCGGCGGGCGUCGGACCCGGCGGCUCCGCCUCCGCCCCCGCCUCCGCUUGGACUGUCGGUGGACAGCCCGCGGAUGAACCCGGCGGGGAAGGUCGUGUUCCAGGGGUUGGAGCGGAGCUCGAGCAGCCCUGGAAGCUUCCACGGCGGUUCAAGGAUCCGGCCCAGGGGGAUGGAGCGAUCUUACUCGGCCAACGUCCGGGUCACUCCAGUUCUUAACGUCCCUGUCUGCUCGCUCCGCGGCUCGGCUAAAUCGGUGUCGGUUUUCGGGUUCGGCCAGCUCUUCUCGGCCCAGAAGAAGGAGCGGGAUGGACCGUCCGGCUCGCACUCGUCGGGCCGGAGCGGCGCUGGCGCUAAGAUCAAGGGCGAGAAGCUUUCGAGAGAUGAGGUAAAAUCCGCCUCGAAAUAAAAUCAGAAAAAUCACGAGAAAAUAGGGGAAAAAACCUUUAUAACUGAUCUUUCUUCAUAACAAGCCGUUCUUUAUUUUAUUUUUUUUACUUUUUUCUCCUCCAAAAUCUUUUGGGGUUGGGGUUUAUUUUGCUGAGAUCCGUCUGUAAAUAUUGUUUUUCUAGCUUUUAUUUUUGAUCUAUUGGUCUGGAUAUGGCUUUUGUCUUUUUUGGUGGUAAAUUGUUGGAUGGAACUGAAGAAGGAGGCGAAUCGGUUAUGUUUUGUUUUUUCUAAAUCUCCGCUGCCGUCUAUGUUAAGCUUUAAGUGGUAAUAUCUCUUGCAUUGUUCCA